AUGCCACCGCCCAAGCGGGAGGAUGUGCAAGUUGGUGAGGAGAAGUGGAAGGUACCGUUCUGGCAGGAGCCGGUGAAGCAGGAACAGCUGGCGCUUCACGAGGAUGGCGACCUGAUCUACGCUAAGAGAGAGGGGUAUCUGCAGAAACGAGCAGGAAGAUCACGAUUCCGGUGGACCAUCAGGUUCUUCGAGUUGAAAGAUGGGCAGAUUCGUUGGUGGAGGCCGUCGUUUGCAGAUCAGCUCCGGCAGCCCCGCCCGCCCCAGGUAGUCCGCAACAAAGAGCCGCGUCCUCGACCUGUGCGCUGCCUGGACCUGACGCAGCUGAAGCGCGUAACACGGACACAGGUAAAGUUUCCCUACUCUACUCGCAUCUUGCUCCAGUUCAAGGAGGACUACACGGACUACCAGCUCGAGCUGAGAUCGGAGCGGGAGCUGGAGAUCAUGGAAUGGUACAAGAUCUUGAUCCGGUUCACCAUGGAGAGCUGUGAAGCCGUGGUAGAUCGAGAUGAUGGUCGUGUCGCACUCGGCCAGGAGAGCGAAACUGAUCUGGAUGCGCGAGACCGGAUGUAG
Symbiodinium sp. CCMP2456 is the source of this 570-nucleotide messenger RNA. NCBI's taxonomy places the organism in Eukaryota, Dinophyceae, Suessiales, Symbiodiniaceae. The record is from the annotation of a GenBank genome assembly.